This is a messenger RNA of Portunus trituberculatus (swimming crab), 1836 nucleotides long. Its product is annotated as thioredoxin, mitochondrial-like. Gene Ontology annotation, cellular component: cytoplasm. Bases 255 to 650 code for a protein of 131 amino acids. The record is from RefSeq and is a predicted model, not a curated record. The transcript has 3 exons. Lineage: Eukaryota; Metazoa; Arthropoda; Malacostraca; Decapoda; Portunidae. Gene Ontology annotation, molecular function: oxidoreductase activity, acting on a sulfur group of donors, disulfide as acceptor; protein-disulfide reductase activity.
AUUUCACGCACGCAAUCAGCGGCCACGCAUUGUAAAUAACGCCACUUUAAUCAUCUCCCUGAAAAAAAAAAACACCUACAAUCAGAUAACCCUGAACUCACACAAGGAAACAACAAACAAUACACUUAUCAGCUAUUACUAGGAAGGAGACUCGGACAGAAGGGGACGAGAGUUGCUCAAGGCUGACUGCCUCGGCGCCUCCUGCUCCCAGCGCCGCCUAGCUCACCAUUUCCCUGAGUACUGUGCUCCUAGUCAUGUUGCCUCGACGUCUGUCCCGCCUGGUGCAACCCGUGAGGCGCCUGGGCACCUGCACCACCUCCAGGGCCUCCUUCACCGUACAGGACGAGGAGGACUUCAGAAACCGGGUGCUGUCCUCCUCCACUCCCGUCGUCGUCGAUUUUCAUGCCCAGUGGUGUGGGCCGUGCAAGCUGCUGGGACCUCGGCUGGAAACUAUCAUUGGUGGAAAGGGCGAGAAGGUCCACCUGGCGAAGGUUGACAUUGAUAACGUGUCAGACUUGGCACUUGACUAUGGGGUGUCAGCUGUACCCUCAGUCCUGGCGGUGAAGGAUGGCAAGGUGGUGGACAAGUUCGUUGGCCUUCAAGAGGAGUCGAGGAUUGAGGCCUUCGUUAAUCGGCUCAUUGGGGAGUAGUAGUGGCAAACUGAUGCCUAGGUGUAUAAAGAAGAGUGUAUCAUUAAAGAUUGAGAGUUGGUGAUGUAAGGGAAUACACAUAGACCACCAGUGAUAAAAGGUUGUCAUUGAUAGACUGACUGACUUUGUAAAUUGACUGACUGAUAGACACAGACUGACUGAUGAAAGUGGUGGAGUAAGUCGCUGUGGAUGAAUACAGUGAACAGUUGCCGUGCGUGGGCAUUACGAGAGGCAGGUGGUCAGGAUCCUUCAGUCAUUGUCCAUUUCCAGCAUACUGUACACACUGACAUCAGGCACUUGUAGGAAAAUAGUAUGUACACUCAUGGUUAGUAUUCAAGUAAUGUCCCUCACUCACAUUCAAUGUUCUUUAGAGUUUUCCCUCAAUCUCAAGUUCCUGACUCUGCUAAGAACUUAUCUCUUGCCAUUAUAUGUAAGUAGCCUGUCAGCAGAUCAGAGGACUUCAGAUUGAGAGGCAACCCAAAGCACAGUGGAAGUGAGUGACUAUGACCUUACCAAAGCAUAAUGAUGUCCACCUUUUUCAUUCCAAGUUGCAAGAUAAUAGUUUUUCUUCCCAUAGCCAGUUAAAAAAUGCAAUAGUUCCCUCUGCGUUCCUGCUGCACUUUACCAUACCACCAGGCUACCACCCACCGAACCAGGCAUAUCCCUUCUUGGCCAUCUUACACUACUGACUUGCACACACAAUGUCUUCCUCUUUAGCACACCUUCCUGCUGUGUAAUCUGUGCAAUUUAAGGAUAUAAAUCGCAACCUUUUUAUUUAAUGAUCACAAAAAAAAGAAAAGGAUGAUGAAAAAUACAUCUCUUCUCAAGCUUCUUACAAGUAUACAGUUCUAUAUAUUGACUUCUGCCUUCAUAUUGUUCUUCAUCUAGUUCACAUACAUCUCUGUUCCUGCCUUCAUGGAUCACACACUAAUGGACAUGUUAUCACUUUGCCUUCCUGCCACCCCCUGUACUUGAGCUUUCACAUUACCUUUCAUGGAUCACAGGCCUCACCGCUGCCCGGCUGCUGGUGAUGGGAACAGACUCCCUCUCAUAUGCACUGUACUUAACACAGUUUGUAUACUCUGCAUUUGUUCCUCCUUUGAAUGUUUGUACAGAAGAGAUGUAAUUAUGUAUCAUUGCUCUUUCAGUUGAGUAUAAUAAAGUUUUCAUAGCUAUUUUCACUCAA